AUUUUUCUCGGUGUGCAUUUCGGAAAUUCCUUCGUUUAGAAAUUUUUCUCGUAUUUAUUUCUCCAAAAAGAACGAUCAAAAUCAAUACUUACUGUUGUUGAAAUUGUUACAAGUGUUAUUUUAAUAGCGAUUGCAACGAGGUCAGCUGAAGCAGUUGCCUGGAGGAAUCAUGAUGUCUAGUAAAAGUCAGGACCUCGUCGACAGCUGGGAGGAAAUUGACGAAGAUCGUUUGACUUCCAGAUUAAGCAAACUUACUGACGAGGGCACCACCGAAUCGGGAGAAACAUGCACAAACCGAGACAGUUCUGAACCAACUGGCAGUAGUCUAACCGCUAUGCUGGAGGAAGAACUGCGCCCACGAAUGAUUCUUCAGAGACCGCAGAUGCAGAUUCUUCGACGACCGCAAUCUAAAAUUCCAGAGGAAAAGGCGACUUCUGAAAGUAAGCCAAAAACGCAGAUAAAAUCAUUCGAUCAACGAAAGCAGGAGUAUGCGGAGGCUCGUUUGCGGAUACUAGGCUCAGCCCAUGACGAAGAAGAGCAACAGCAAAAUCUGCCAAUUGAACAAGUUAGGAAAACCACUCCAAUCACAAAUGGUUACCGAAUAGGUAACAGUCCUAGUAAUAACAACAUCAGCGGACAAAUCCGUCCCCAAAAUUCAUUUCGAGCUCCGCCGGCGAAUUAUCAUAUGCAGCAACAUCCUGGUCCCUACUACCAGCCACAUUCUUCCGGAGGUGCACGAAAUCAAAUACCACCAGAUACUGGCAAUCAUCACUACUAUCACCAUCAACAAGCCCCCCAUCCCGGUCCAGGUGCGUACACCUUUCAGCAGCAGCAGCAACAACAACAACAGCAUCAUCAACAUGCUCAACAUCAGAAGCAACUGAUGCCUUUCGGAAUGCCUACUCAAUCAUCGUCGAUUAGUAGCUACCAUCAUGGAGUACCUGUACCAGCAUAUGGUGGCGCACUCAGUAGUAAUAACAAUGUUUUGAGAAUGCCUGCUGGCCCUGACGGUUCACAUGGGUUUACGAUGCGACGGUAGCUAGUUUAUUAGAAUCGAUACUAAUAAAUAGGUUCUAAUGGAUGAUUUCGAUUCAAAACAAUUCUUUACUUUCUUAAUUAUGCUUACAAUUGUACUUUAUCGACAGAAUACAUUUUCUUUUAUAAAAGUUCUGUUAUGGUGGGUUAUAUUUUCAGUCAAGUUGCUUUGCUAUUCAAACACGGACAAGAAACAUUAUAUGAAAACACAACAUAAUUUUGAAUCCAUGUCAUCAAGAUUGUACACUUUCGAUAAUUGCUAUUGCUUCUUCAAAAUGAUUGUGAAGCAAACUGUUUUGAGUAUUACUGUAUGAUAAAGGUGCGAUAAUUUAAACAAAAUAUAAAAUUUUACCACACGCUCUGUAUGUAUCAAACAAAUAAUUAUUCUUCAAGUAGAAUAUCAAA
Malaya genurostris is the source of this 1440-nucleotide messenger RNA. Its product is annotated as GATA zinc finger domain-containing protein 10. The record is from RefSeq and is a predicted model, not a curated record. The transcript is spliced from 3 exons. Lineage: Eukaryota; Metazoa; Arthropoda; Insecta; Diptera; Culicidae. Bases 170 to 1039 code for a protein of 289 amino acids.